AUGCGCAUCCCAGAGGCCUCAGCGGAGCCCUUCGGAGCAUGCGCGGCAUGGGGGUGGGCAGGGCUGCAGUCCGUGGGACCGCACUCCCGGAAGUGCACGGGGUCGCACGUAGGGUGUGUGGGAUCCCAGCAGUGGCUAGUGUUUCGGCACGUGGUUGCGUCCUGGCCCGCGAGCGCCCUGGAGCCACCUGGCUCGGUCGCGGAGGCGGUGUCGUCCCUGACCAUCGCUGAUGCGUUUGUUGCGGCUGACGAGAGCCCGGCCCCACCCCCGCCGCGCCCGGCACUCCCUCGGAGUUUCAUCUGCUCCUUCCCGGAUUGCGGCGCCAGUUACAACAAGGCCUGGAAGCUCGAGGCGCACCUGUGCAAGCACACUGGGGAGAGGCCGUUUGCUUGUAAAUAUGAGGGCUGUGGCAAGGCCUUCAUCCGAGACUACCAUCUGAGUCGGCACAUCCUGAUUCAUACUGGAGAGAAGCCUUUUAUUUGUACAGCUGGUGGUUGUGAUCAGAAAUUCAACACCAAAUCAAACCUGAAGAAACAUUUUGAACGCAAACAUGAAAAUCAGCAAAAACAGUAUGUGUGUAGUUUUGAAGAUUGCAAGAAGGCCUUUAAGAAACACCAGCAGCUGAAAAUCCAUCAAUGCCAGCACCGAAGGGAGCCACCAUUCAGGUGUACCCAGGAGGGAUGUGGGAAGCACUUUGCCUCACCCAGCAGCCUGAAGCGACAUGGGAAAGUCCACAAGGGCUACAUGUGUCAAAAGGGAUGUUCUUUUGUGGCCAAAACAUGGACAGAACUUCAGAAACAUACGCGAGAGACCCAUAAAGAGGAAAUAAUGUGUGAACUAUGCCAGAAAACAUUUAAGCGCAAAGAUUACCUUAAGCAGCACAUGAAAACUCAUGCCCCAGAAAGGGCCGUGUGCCGAUGUCCAAGAGAAGGCUGCGGUCGAACCUACACAACUGUGUUCAAUCUCCAGAGCCAUAUUCUCUCUUUCCAUGAGGAACAGCGCCCAUUUGUAUGUGAACACGCUGGCUGCAGCAAAACCUUUGCCAUGAAACAAAGUCUCACUAGGCAUGCCAUUGUGCAUGAUCCUGACAGGAAGAAAAUGAAGCUCAAGGUAAAACCAUCCCGUGGGAAACGGAGCUUGGCCUCUCGCCUCAGUGGCUAUAUCCCUCCCAAAAAGAAACAAGAGCAGGACUCGUCGUUGGCUGCAAAUGGAGAGGUGGAGAGCUAUGUGGAAGACAGGGUGCUCUCCAGUUGCAGUACUUGCCCCCCGCUUGGGUUACCUGGCCUUGGUGAAGGGCUACAGACCAGUGAGCUUAUUAGAGCUUAGAAGCCUAUUUUUCUUUAUUAAAAUCAUGGGUGUGCCACAUCUGA
This is a messenger RNA of Octodon degus (degu), 1370 nucleotides long. It is a transcript of the gene Gtf3a, whose product is annotated as general transcription factor IIIA. The coding region runs from base 1 to 1326 and encodes 441 amino acids. The record is from RefSeq and is a predicted model, not a curated record. The transcript has 9 exons. Lineage: Eukaryota; Metazoa; Chordata; Mammalia; Rodentia; Octodontidae. Gene Ontology annotation, cellular component: nucleus.